Molecule: messenger RNA, 1520 nt
Organism: Adelges cooleyi (spruce gall adelgid)
Lineage: Eukaryota; Metazoa; Arthropoda; Insecta; Hemiptera; Adelgidae
Gene: mRpL38
Product: 39S ribosomal protein L38, mitochondrial
Exons: 8
Coding region: 233-1447 (404 amino acids)
Cellular component (GO): mitochondrial large ribosomal subunit
Source: RefSeq, a predicted model, not a curated record
UGAUAAUACUGCCGAAUACCGACAGGCGACAGGCGGAAAUUUUCAUUUUUCAAAUUACAAUUUGCAAUGUAUAUUUAAUAGAUUAAUGGUUAGUCUAAUCUGGCUUCCUUUGAAUGGCGCCUGAGUUUCAUUCCUGAUCAAUAAUUAUUGUCUUUACAUAAUUUCUCAUACUAGUUAAUGACUUUACCGUGUUAUCCAUUGUCUUCUAUUUAAAAUCUUAAGUCUAGUUUUAAUGGCAAUGAUGUCAUUCUCUACAACAUGUUUAUUGCAACAGCCAAAUCGUUAUUUAGUUGCUAUGUGUGUUAGACACAGAAGUCAGCGUAGAAACUUGGGUUUACCUCCUAAUGUUGCGAAAACAUUGCAAACAAGACUAGAAGAAUUGAACUUCAAAGACCCGUCGAUUCAUUAUAAAGUCGAUAUAGGACUACCCCCAACUCUGAGAGAUAAGAAAAAAGAAAAUGCGAGUCGUAUAGAAUACUUGAAAAAAAUAAAAAGCAAUCCAGAACUAGAAAAAUUGGCUCGCAAUAAUCAAUUGCCCGUUUCGUUGGAAGAUAUAACAAACGAAUGGUCCAAAACAAAUGCACCAUUACACAUUAAAAAAGUAGCUGAACAUUAUGGUGUGUUUGAACAUUUAUUUGGAGAUGCUUACUUCAUGCCGUACAUUCAAUUAGAUAUAACCUACGAACAUAAUUCGACAAAAGUUCCUGUGUAUCGUGGAAACAUCAUUAAGCCUACUGAAGCAACGAGUGCGCCCAAUGUUAAAUUUGAAUCUUUGGCUGAUUCACUGUGGACGUUAGCUCUAACAAACCCCGACGGACAUUUACAAAAAGAAAACUCGGAAUAUAUACAUUGGCUCGUCGGAAACAUACCAGACGGAGAUGUAUCCAAAGGCGAAACCGUCUUCAGUUAUUUACAACCUUUUCCUGCAAAAGGAACAGGAUAUCAAAGGAUGAUUUUCGUUCUGUAUCAGCAAACAUCGAAAAUAGAUUUUACUCAACUGAAGAAAUCGCCCUCAGACGAGAUCGAUUUGGACGAGCGAACGUUUAGUACUUUUGAUUUUUAUCGCUCUAAGCAAGACAGUAUUACACCAGCCGGAUUAGGUUUUUAUCAAACGGAUUGGGAUACGAGUAUAACAGCUUUUUACCAAGAUAAGCUUCAAACGGCCGAACCAAUAUACGAAUAUGAUUUUCCAUCCCCUUACGUCAAACCUCAAACGUGGUUUCCCAUUAAACAACCAUUCAAUUUGUACAUGGACAAGUACAGGGAUGAAAAACAAAUUGCAAAAGAAUUUCUAUUGAAAAAACUGAAGAACAGACAUCCUUUCCAGAAACCAGAAACGUCUCUUAAAUAUCCAAAUGCUGUCCCAUUCAAGAAGUACACUCCGUCAUGGUUAAAACUCGAAAUAAAAAAAGAGCGCUCAAAGUGGGGUCGUGUAAACGAUUAUUAAUUUUGUAAUUUUUCCCCACAAUGUUGGAUAAUACAUAUUUACAGUCGAAUACAUUUUUUUUUUUAUUAGUUAA